This is a messenger RNA of Pseudogymnoascus verrucosus, 762 nucleotides long. RefSeq lists its product as uncharacterized. Gene Ontology annotation, molecular function: ribosome binding. Lineage: Eukaryota; Fungi; Ascomycota; Leotiomycetes; Thelebolales; Thelebolaceae. The coding region runs from base 152 to 529 and encodes 125 amino acids. The record is from RefSeq and is a predicted model, not a curated record. Gene Ontology annotation, cellular component: Cbp3p-Cbp6 complex; mitochondrion. Gene Ontology annotation, biological process: mitochondrial respiratory chain complex III assembly. The transcript has 3 exons.
CACCGAACAAUAUUCCGUUCCGACGACGCUGAUUGGCUGGACCACAUCGAUAUUUCUGACGCCUCGAGAUUCAAUCCCAUCAGCCUCGUCUCCGAAUCCCUCCUUGACGGUGCAGCGAUCACAACCAGCUGUCUCUCAUUCAGCCGCAACAAUGUCUAAAUCGGUCGCCUACAAACACCUCGUUCGCGCCGUCUCCCUCUGGCCCAAAGACCGUCUCCGCCCAGACUGCCAGCUCCAAGAUAUCCUCCUCGCGCGUGCAAAGAAGACCUUCGUCCCCGCCUCCUCCGCAAUCGGCGCCCCGGCGCCAACUAUCAACGAGAGAGCCGAGCUCGAGAACGCGAACGCGUUAUACAGUCUCCUCGACAACCGCUAUGCAUUGAGAUACCAACCCCGCAAGAACCUACUCAUGCGUCCAGCGAGCAACCCGGACCACUAUAACGAUAUCAUCGAGGAGAUUGAUGCUGCGCCGAGCCGCGGGAUGUUCGGACGGAUCAAAAAUCGUCUGUCGGGGUUGUUGAGAUUUUCUUAGGUGCGAUGUGGCGGGGGAUGUACGAUACCAGCUGUGUAAAAUGUACGAUGUAGGCCCAGGAUAAGGCUCGAAAAGACAGAGAGGUUGAGAUGAGAAGAAAGUUAUUGGGGAAUAUAUGGUAUAGCUUGGCGUUUACGGAGAAACAGUGUAUGAUACAAUAGCCACUAGCGACAGAUAGAGAGACGAUUGGGAGGAAUGCCUAUGUAUAAAUGUUAUCCAGCAUCUCUCACAAC